This is a messenger RNA of Saprolegnia parasitica CBS 223.65, 1113 nucleotides long. RefSeq names its product CAMK protein kinase. Gene Ontology annotation, biological process: protein phosphorylation. Gene Ontology annotation, molecular function: protein kinase activity; ATP binding. The transcript has 7 exons. The record is from RefSeq and is a predicted model, not a curated record. Bases 1 to 1065 code for a protein of 354 amino acids. NCBI's taxonomy places the organism in Eukaryota, Oomycota, Saprolegniomycetes, Saprolegniales, Saprolegniaceae.
AUGAGGCAAUUUGGUAUUUUCGGUCGCGAGCCAGACACGAAGAACCCGCCGCCGCCGCCACCUGCUGACGCCAUCUCGCCCCCGGCCGCGCCGCUGCUGCCCGAACGCCGCACCUUUAGCUCCGCCUACUCGAUGGGCAAGGCCCUCGGCGAAGGUAACUUUUCGGUCGUCAAGCAGUGCACGCACAAGGCCACGGGCAAGCCGUUCGCGGUCAAGUGCAUCAAGAAGACGGCGCUCAAGAAGAAAGACCUUGACAACAUCCAUCGCGAGAUGGAGAUCCUGCGCAAGCUGGACCACCCCAACAUUGUCAAGCUCGUCGAUGUGUUUGACAACGAAGGUGACAUGUGCUACUUGGUCAUGGAGCUCGUCACGGGCGGCGAACUCUUUGACCGCAUAAUCGCCAAGGAGCACUACACGGAAGCCGAAGCCAAGGUGGUCGUGCGCACGGUCGCCGACGUGCUUGUCUACUGCCACGCCCAAGACAUUGCCCAUCGCGAUCUCAAGCCCGAGAACCUCCUCUACGCGACGGCCGACGACAACGCGGAGAUCAAGAUUGCCGAUUUUGGCUUCGCCAUCAUCGCCGCCGACGGCGUGGUCAUGCAGACCAUGUGCGGCACGCCUGGGUACUUUGCGCCCGAGGUCAUUGCCCGCCGACCGUACGAACAAAAGUGCGACAUUUGGAGUUUGGGCGUCAUCAUGUACAUUCUUCUGUGCGGGUUCCCGCCGUUCUACGACGAGAAUCAGAUCCAGGAAAUGGAAAAGAUCCGGAACGCCGAGUACGACUUUCCGUCGCCGUACUUUGACGACAUUUCGCCGUCGGCGAAGGACCUCAUCGCCAAGAUGCUGCUCGUGAACCCGGACGCGCGGUUAAGCGCGUCCGACGUCCUCGCGCACCCGUGGCUCGCGGACGUGGCGACGCCAAUGCCGCAGUUGCGCUUUGUCGGCACCAACCUCCACGACCGCCGGGAAAAGACGCGCGCCAAGUUCAAGCGCAGCGUCAAUGCGAUCAUGGCCAUCAACAAGACGGGUCGACUCGCAGGCAACAAGAGCCAGCGCAACGUGUAGGCCACGCACCUUGAAGCUGCUAAACACGAUGUUGCUUUUCGUCUCCAA